ACACGGAGGGGAGGAGGCACCACAAGGAAGGGAGAGGCAGACUCCUGACGAAAUAAUAGAAACAUGAGCAAGCUACGUCCGUUUGACCAGCUGAUCGUUCCUCCCAGUGAGAGGAGGGAAGGAAUGGAGGGGAGGAGUGAACACUGAUGCUCCACUAAUCUGCAUGGGAGAGCGGAAUCAGACGAGAGAAACAGCAGCUGGAGUCGGGCGAGAAGUCUUUCCCUACUCAGGAUGGAAAGACCGUGGAGGAAGUGACAUGUUCAAAGGGAGAAAGCACUGGCAGUUGGAAGACUUUGCUUCAAGGCGGGAGAAAAACUACUAACCGAUCACAGAAAACAGAAACAACAAAGGCAGUUUGCAGUAGCAGCAGGUUGAUUUAGUUGACUCGUAACCUUGUGCAGCGAUGUCCUGGUUGUCCCCGGUCCAGUGGGCCAAAUGGACGUGGUCAGCUGUGACGGGUGGCUCAGGAGACGACGGGCAUGACGAUGACAAUUCAGACUCCGAAGGAACAUACGAGACCCCAGAGGUAGAGUCUCCAAGUGUAGUGAAUUUGCUGAGCCAGCUUGACAACGCCACGAACACAGACCAAUUUGUCCACAAGAAUUGCAACCAGGAUGAGGUCGAUGCCCUUAAUAACCUGACUGGCUCAUCACCCAACAACAACAGCUUUGGUCUUGGCAAGAACCUCAAUCUGACGCGAACACCCAAGCCUUUGUCCCAGUCAAAUGCUGCAUCACAAGCACAACGACCUCCGUCCCUGCCGGUCCACUCCCCGCUGAAUACACCGGAUCCUUCAGAGGUGGACGAUGAGGCCCCCGUGAUUGCUAACCUGAGCUCAGACUCAAACAAGAUACCCUGCCAUGAACAUGACUUGCUCAAUGGCAACGUCAACUCUGACGGUGCAAAACCAGCCUGCCAGCAAGAGGGAAGUGUGGUCAGCAGCAGCAUUAUCAUAAAUUUGUGUGAAGUAAAGCCGGUGCAGCCCAAGCAAAAGGACCUCAGUGAGCAGGAUGAUCAUGACGGCCAUGCUACUGAUGAGGAGAAGUUGGCCAGCAGCACAUGCCUCAAAGCAGACAAGGACCAAAGCAUUCAAGUCUGUCAUGUAUCUUCCACGCCAGAAGAGCCAUACAACUGCACCCUGCACAAUGAAGACCCAAGCAAGUGGAAGAACAAAUCAGGAGGAAGUGGCAUGCAGAAAACAGGAAGUGAGGUUCUGGACUCCAUCUGCAUCAGUGAAGAGGAGAAAAAGGCUGUUUUAACCCUCAUUAGAGAGGAGAUUAUUACUAAAGAGGCAGAAGUGAACGACUGGAAGAGGAAGUAUGACGACAGCAGACAGGAAGUCAAUGAGAUGAGAAAGAUUGUUGCAGAGUACGAGAAGACGAUUGCACAGAUGAUUGAGGAUGAGCAAAGAAACAGCAUGAGUUCCCAGAAGGCUUUGCAUGCUGUAACCAUGGAGAAGGAGGCAGCUCUUACAGACCUCAAUUCGGUGGAACGUUCAUUGUCUGAUGUUUUCCGGCGCUAUGAGAAUAUGAAGAGCACCCUUGAAGGCUUUAAGAAAAAUGAAGAGGUACUUAAGAAAUGUGCUCAGGAGUAUCUGGCCAGAGUUAAACAGGAGGAGCAGAGAUACCAGACACUCAAAGUCCAUGCAGAAGAGAAGCUCGACAAGGCCAAUGAGGAGAUCGCUCAAGUGCGCACAAAGGCCAGUUCCGAGAGCUUGGCCCUGACCGCCAGCCUCAGAAAGGAGCAAAUGAAGAACGAGUCCCUAGAACAAGCUCUGCAGCAGAAGAAUCAAGAGAUUGAAGAACUCACUAAGAUCUGUGACGAGCUCAUCGCUAAAAUGGGAAAAGUGGACUGAGGCGGACUUCAUUGUGCCUCAAGCAUGACUUGUGCCAGCCCACACCUCAUGCUGCCCCAACACAGAUGUCUCCUACUGCUUCCUGUCUCUGAAAGCAUGCUAAAAGAGACUCUUCACGUGUAGUCAUCUGUUUUGAUUGCAUUUCGUGGACCCCUCGUGCUUUUGGCUAUCCUGCCAGUGGACAACAAUGACGUGCUUGUGGCUUAAAUACAAUUCCCAGCAGCUUAACGGCAUAAUUGUCAUGCAACGGCUACAGCCGAGUGACAUCACAUUUAAGGCGGGCUGAGGUUGCUUUUGAGCCAUGCCCACAAAAGCUUGAGCAUUGUUUCAUGUUAAAGCAACAUUAUGAAUAAUCUAUUCUCCUGAACGUCUCGGGGGCGUCGCGUGUUAGUAGACGGUUGCCAAAGCUGCACGCUAGCGAGAAAAAUGGUCAGUGUCAAGGAUGCAUAUCAUUCAAACAGAUAUAUAAAAAGACAAUCAAUGAUUCCCCUGUGAUUGUAUUAACACUGUGACAUUUUUUAAUUUCCUAUCCGACACUACAACAUCAGUUUCACUGUCACCAAACAAUAUUCACACCAUCAGAGAUAGCUGUCCACCUUCAGGGUUCCUUCAGAGAAAUGAAGGCAAUAGAUCUACAAAACUAGAACAGUUCCAUUGGAACUGAAAGAACAAAUAUAAACUUAUUGGCCACUAACAACACUGCAGGACAGCACAAUUAUGAAUACCAUCAGUUUUUGUUUGUGUGUGUGUGGUUAUGUAUUGUUAGAAUGAAGGCUCCUUCCUGAUUAACGAAAAUAUUGACAGUCCCAUUUUAAUCGGCUUACUGUUCUGUUUUGUACACCUUGACUGUAUAAGAUUGCACUCUCCAUCAUUUGUUUCAGAUCAUGCAGUUUAUUUUCUCUCUCAUUUUUUGUUUUAAUGUGAACAAAAAGCACCUAACAUGAAAUAUUUGUUCAAAUAAAAAGACUAACCAGACUUUUGAGCGUGUUGUGAAAAUUCAUUG
Molecule: messenger RNA, 2858 nt
Organism: Corythoichthys intestinalis (scribbled pipefish)
Lineage: Eukaryota; Metazoa; Chordata; Actinopteri; Syngnathiformes; Syngnathidae
Product: transforming acidic coiled-coil-containing protein 1-like
Exons: 13
Coding region: 404-1855 (483 amino acids)
Biological process (GO): cell population proliferation; cerebral cortex development; mitotic spindle organization
Cellular component (GO): cytoplasm
Source: RefSeq, a predicted model, not a curated record